This is a messenger RNA of Penicillium oxalicum, 999 nucleotides long. RefSeq names its product alpha/beta fold hydrolase. The record is from RefSeq and is a predicted model, not a curated record. The transcript has a single exon. The coding region runs from base 1 to 999 and encodes 332 amino acids. NCBI's taxonomy places the organism in Eukaryota, Fungi, Ascomycota, Eurotiomycetes, Eurotiales, Aspergillaceae.
AUGGACUCGGUGUACCGAUUCCGGUCUGAUCCACGGCUUCGUUUUGAACAUGGAACGCACCAGUUCAUCUCUCCAAACACUGGAGUGACUCUCGAGUACAUCGUUUACCGCCCACCUUGGGCUAUGAAUCAUGAGCCCCGAGACAAUUUCAUCAUGGUCCAGUGUCCUGGAUGGGGUAUGGGAUCACGAUAUCUCCAGCACUUUCUCACGGAGUUGUGGGCACCACCCUCCCGCCGCCGUGGCCGUCGUGAACAUGAACCCUACACCUUGAUUUUCCUUCAUCCACGCGGUACUGGAAAUUCUUCGCAAAUGCCAUGGUCCGAGAAGAUGAGCACGAUGGAUAUGGUUUCUGACGUUGAGGAGCUCCGUCUGCAUCUGGGAGUGGAUCAGUUUCCCGUCAUUCUGGGCCACUCCAACGGUGGCUCCAUCGCUCUGGGCUAUGCCGAAACCUACGUUGACCGAGUUAAAAAGCUCAUCCUAAUUUCUCCCCACGUUCUCGGUCAACCUGACUUGCGCCUCGUUGAUCUUGCAGCCACCCAGUAUGAUCCUGCCUACGGUAAUGCAUGGGAAAGGGCCACUCAGCUGAAGCCAGUCUCAAACGAACAAUUCACCAAGGAAAUGCACAAAAUCUGGCCGCUUUUUUUCUUCGACCCUCCCACACACGUCGAUGGCCUCGUGGACUCUUUCGGUGGUGAAGAAUUCUCAGCUUGGACCUUCCUCCGCCAGAAAGCUGCCGAUCGCCCGUGGAAGAAGGCGCAGAAGAUGUUCCUUGACCUCAGCCUUGUACGAGCCGACACACUGAUUAUGUUUGGGCUGGAUGACUUUUUCGGUCGUGAGGAAGUUGCUGUGGCUACAAAGGAAAGAAUCCCUAACAGCAUCCUCAUCCGAUACAGAAAUUGCGGCCAUUUCCCCAUGGUUGAGAGGGAAACGGACGUCCUCAGAGAUAUUCGCCGCUUUAUCGGAGGUCGCUCUCGCAGAAACGGAGAGAAGAAAACAUGA